GCAGACAGACACACCCAAAAAGCACGCGCGCUGGGGUUCGGGAUGUGAGACGGUACAGUGACCAGGGACACAGUGGGAUGGGCCUGCAAAUAGCUGAGCGCAGAACUCCCAAAUGAUCCAGCAGCUCCAACCCUGGGCAUGUGCCCUAAAGAACUCGGAGUGGGAACUUGAAGAGACCUGUGCACAUCUGUUCAUAGCAGUACCGUCUGGAACAGCCAAAGGUGGAAACAACCUGGAUGUCCCUUGACGAAUGGACACAUGGACAAAGGUGGUUGCUCACCUGGAAAGUGGGAGCUGGCAUUCACUGAUUUCUUCUGGAAGAAGCUACACAAUUCAAGCUGUGGGGAGACCGCAGCAAACAGGGGCUCACCUGCCACCAGUGAUGCCCAAUCCUUGAUGUAAAUUGAACCACCUUCUCUAAACAAGAUGGCGGUGGGGAAACCAGCCCAACCCUUGAGCCCAUGAGGGGAGAGGCCCCUUCUGGCCCAAAGAUGAGAAACAUCACUACAGAUAACUCCUCGCUGAGCUGCACCAUUGACCACACCAUCCACCAGACGCUGGCCCCGGUGGUCUAUGUCGCGGUGCUGGUGGUGGGCUUCCCAGCCAACUGCUUGUCGCUCUACUUCGGCUACCUGCAGAUCAAGGCCCGGAAUGAGCUGGGCGUGUACCUGUGCAACCUGACGGUGGCAGACCUCUUCUACAUCUGCUCGCUCCCCUUCUGGCUGCAGUACGUGCUGCAGCAUGACAACUGGUCCCAUGGGGACCUGUCCUGCCAGGUGUGCGGCAUCCUCCUGUAUGAGAACAUCUACAUCAGCGUGGGCUUCCUCUGCUGCAUCUCCAUCGACCGCUACCUGGCCGUGGCCCACCCCUUCCGCUUCCACCAGUUUCGCACGCUGAAGGCGGCCGUGGGCGUCAGUGUGGUCAUCUGGGCUAAGGAGCUGCUGACCAGCAUCUACUUUCUCAUGCACAAGGAGGUCAUCGAGGACAAGGACCGGCACCGCGUCUGCUUUGAGCACUACCCUAUCCAGGCCUGGCAGCGCAGCAUCAACUACUACCGCUUCCUGGUGGGCUUCCUCUUCCCCAUCUGCCUGCUGUUGGCCUCCUACCAGGGCAUCCUGCGGGCCGUGCGCCGGAGCCACGGCACCCAGAAGAGCCGCAAGGACCAGAUCCAGCGGCUGGUGCUCAGCACCGUGGUCAUCUUCCUGGCCUGCUUCCUGCCCUACCACGUGCUGCUGCUGGUGCGCAGCCUCUGGGAGGCCAGCUGCGAGUUCGCCAAGAGCAUCUUCAACGCCUACCACUUCUCCCUCCUCCUCACCAGCUUCAACUGCGUGGCAGACCCUGUGCUGUACUGCUUCGUCAGCGAGACCACCCACAGGGACCUGGCCCGCCUCCGAGGAGCCUGCCUGGCCUUCCUUACCUGCUCCAGGACCAGCCGGGCCAGGGAGGCCUACCCGCUGGGCGCCCCCGAGGCCUCUGGGAAAAGCGGGGCCCAGGGUGAGGAGCCCGAGUUGUUAACCAAGCUCCACUCAGCCUUUCAGACCCCUAACUCGCCUAGGGUGGGAGGGUCCCCCACCAGUGGGCUGGCCUAGCCUGGGUCACCCACGUGCGGGCUACAUGAGACCUGAGCCCUUAGCCCACGGACCUUGUGGUCCUGAGCUUGCUCGCCGGCUGCCUCCACUCCCAUAUGCAGGUGCCUCUUCCUGCUGGAGGGAACAGAGGGCCUGGGCCGCAGCCCAGAAGCCUGCUCUAGCUUGCCAGGCCCGGCGGCCCUGUGGAGUGUGGGAAUAAGCCCCCUCUGCUCCUGGCUGGAGCUGCUGGUGGGAGGAAAACAGGGGGCUGUCACUUCCAGGUUUGCCAAGAGCAGUUGGCAUGGGGAUGUGGAGUGUGAGGGAGUGGCCAGUGGGGACCUGUGUGUUUACCUGCUAGGGUCUUCCAGGGCCACCAUUUUCACAGAUGAUACCUGUCCAAAUGUACCGCUCUUACCUAACGACAUCGCACACAAAGCUGUAUCGUCACCAUUAACACUUAAGCCCCACUCCACAGUGGAGUGAGAAGGGGAGACUGGACGGGGAGAAGGAAGGUGGAGAGACACAGUAGGUGAGGGAUGGGGCGGGGGAGGGGAGAAACCCCAGCUCCGGCCACCCCACACCCCACAACCGGAAGAGUUGAGCAGAUUGCUCAGGCCUGCAGGCUGAUGGCAGACCCACUCCAGGGCUCCCCAGAGAGACGCCCAGGGCCUCCGAAUAGUCAGAACUGAAGCUCUGCUGGAGCUGGGGCCUGAAGUCAGAGCAUCCUCAACCAAGACCCUGACCCACAUUCCUCCUAGUUAACUUCUGUCUCCAUCUACCCACACGUGCCAGGUCCAGGAGUCUGGGGUGCAGAGAGGAGAGUUAAAAUGCCAGGGUCUUCGUGACAGUCAUAUGCCAAGACACACAGCUGAGGUCGGACUCACGUGACUGCUGGCGCUGUCCCCUUCCCUGCCACACAUACUGUAGAGUGUCCAGCAGUCUCAGAGAGGUGGCAACAUUCUCCCAGAGUUCUCAGAUACCACAGCCAAACACACACGCAACACACGCCCCUCUCAGCCACAGGCCUGGGGCAGAGCGCCACUCUGGUCUAAAGAGCUCCUUUGGCCAGGAAGAGGGGUGGUCUGGAGCUCACCUUGCCUGUUCCCAUCCCUGCUCCUCCACCAGCUGUCCCAUCUCGUCUACCUGGAGUUGAUAGUGGGCCCUCGGGCCACGUGCAGCCCAGGGCACGGUUCUGUGCUGGAGCACUGGGUAUAGGGCGCAUCUCUCCUGCAGCUUUGCACUGGCCUUGUUGGGGUACCCCUUCCACCCUCAGCCUUUAUGUCCUGAGCUUGCAGAUUUCAUCCGUUCAGUUUUGUAGCGAAGUUUCUGCUCCCUGAGGGCCACCCAGUGUCAAAGGUCUUUGGAGAGCAGCUGGGAGGAGUCCGUGGCGUCCUUCAGCCUCACCCCCAGGGAGCUGGCUUCUGCGACGUGCCAACACAACCCUGCCCAGGUGAACAAACCAAGGGCCAGAAGAGCCACUUGCUGCUCCAGGAGACCUGCCACCCUUGCAGAAAUGCCAGUCUGCUGGCUGAGGGUUCAGGGCCAGCUCUAACUUCCCAGGGCAUGGGAUUUGAAUCCCUGGAAACCUAGAGGCUCAGUAGGCUUAAUCCUGGACUGGAACCGGGGCAGGAAGUAGGAAGAAGUUGCCAUCAGUAGAUUAUUUCUGGAAUCUUCUAAGGGGUGUGGGGGGGUGACAGGCAAAAUGUCAUCCUCAGUCUUUCUCCCCCUACUCCCCAGGUUCCAAGAGGCUGAUCCUUUACCCUGUGUUUUCUGACCCUCUGUGUUAGUCAGCUUUUCGUGUUUGUGACUAGAAUAUGCAACAAGAGCAACUUAGAGGAGGAAACAUUUAUCUGGGACUUGCAGUUUCCAAGGUCUCAGUCCAUAGACAGUGACUCCUUUGCUCUGGGCUAAGGCAGGGCAGCACAUCAUGGGGGAAGGACUCAGCAGAGGAAAGCUGCUCCCUUUUGGUGGGGUCAGGAAGCAGAGACAGAGAGCAAGGAGGAAGGAGUCUCAGAGAAGAUGCCUCCUUCCAGGACAUGUUCCCGGUGACCCACCUCCUCCAGCCACUCCCUACCUGCCCACAGUUAGCAGUCAAACUAGAAUGGACUGAUUUGAUUCUAGCCCUCAUAGUCUAAUCAGUUUCCCUCUGAAUACUCCUGCAUUAACAGGAGGCUUUGGGGGACACCUUGUAUUCAAACCAUAACACUUUCUACCAGAGGUGCCCAGAGGCAGAUAGAUAGCCCAAGAUGGAUGUGCCCCAGGGAAAGGUGGUUACUGUGGUCCCAGGGCUGCACUUGGCUUUGACUGGGCAGCCCCUCCAAUGACUUGGGAGGUCAUCUUCCCUUCCUGAAGAAGGAAGUGACCCGGUUUGAUGAUGGCAGAAAUAGCUGCACAGUCAGGAAGAGCCCAGCCCAGGAUCCUGCUAGGGCAAUGGCAUCAGCUAAUCUCUCUGCCCCCUCAUUCUGUAGUAUUUCUCCAUUCUUGACCUAAAUCACUGGCAUUCCCACUGGCAUGGACUGGGAUGAACCGAGGUCUGUUGGCUGUUCCAUUUACCAUUAAGAGUAUUUUUGUAUUGUCCUCUCUUAAGCCAAUUAUAUGUGUGUUGGACAGUGUGAUGGAUUUAUGUAGCAUUCAGUCUACAAAUAAAGUAACCAGC
Sciurus carolinensis (gray squirrel) is the source of this 4224-nucleotide messenger RNA. It is a transcript of the gene Gpr68, whose product is annotated as G protein-coupled receptor 68. Gene Ontology annotation, biological process: cellular response to pH; G protein-coupled receptor signaling pathway. Lineage: Eukaryota; Metazoa; Chordata; Mammalia; Rodentia; Sciuridae. Gene Ontology annotation, molecular function: G protein-coupled receptor activity. Bases 462 to 1589 code for a protein of 375 amino acids. Gene Ontology annotation, cellular component: membrane. The transcript is spliced from 3 exons. The record is from RefSeq and is a predicted model, not a curated record.